This is a messenger RNA of Closterium sp. Naga37s-1, 1182 nucleotides long. NCBI's taxonomy places the organism in Eukaryota, Viridiplantae, Streptophyta, Zygnematophyceae, Desmidiales, Closteriaceae. The record is from the annotation of a GenBank genome assembly.
AUGCUCUCUCCUGCCGCGCAUGCUCCUGCCGCGCAUGCUCCGCGCAUGCUUCCUGCCCGCGCAUGCUCCUGCGCGCAUAGCCUCCUGCCGCGCAUGCUCCUGCCGCGCAUGCUCCUGCCGGCGCAUAGCUCCUGCCGCGCAUGCUCUGCGCGCAUGCUCUGCCGGACGCAUUGCUCCUGCCGCUGCAUGCUCCCUGCCGCGCAUGCUCCUGCCAGCGCAUGCUCCUGCCGCGCAUGCUCCUGCCGUCGCAUGCUCCCUGCCCGCGCUAUAGCUCCUGCCCGCGCAUGCUCCUGCCGCGAUGCUCCUGCCGCGCAUGCUCCCUGCCGCGCAUGCUCCUGCCCCCUGCUCGCAUGCUCCUGCCGCGCAUGCUCCUGCCGCGCAUGCUCCUGCCGCGCAUGCUCCUGCCGCGCAUGCUCCUGCCGCGCAUGCUCCUGCCGCGCAUGCUCCUGCCGCGCAUGCUCCUGCCGCGCAUGCUCCUGCCGCGCAUGCUCCUGCCGCGCAUGCUCCUGCCGCGCAUGCUCCUGCCGCGCAUGCUCCUGCCGCGCAUGCUCCUGCCGCGCAUGCUCCUGCCGCGCAUGCUCCUGCCGCGCAUGCUCCUGCCGCGCAUGCUCCUGCCGCGCAUGCUCCUGCCGCGCAUGCUCCUGCCGCGCAUGCUCCUGCCGCGCAUGCUCCUGCCGCGCAUGCUCCUGCCGCGCAUGCUCCUGCCGCGCAUGCUCCUGCCGCGCAUGCUCCUGCCGCGCAUGCUCCUGCCGCGCAUGCUCCUGCCGCGCAUGCUCCUGCCGCGCAUGCUCCUGCCGCGCAUGCUCCUGCCGCGCAUGCUCCUGCCGCGCAUGCUCCUGCCGCGCAUGCUCCUGCCGCGCAUGCUCCUGCCGCGCAUGCUCCUGCCGCGCAUGCUCCUGCCCGCGCAUGCUCCUGCCGCGCAUGCUCCUGCCGCGCAUGCUCCUGCCGCGCAUGCUCCUGCCGCGCAUGGCUCCUAGCACGCCAUGCUCCUGCCGCGCAUGCUCCUGCCGCUCAUGCUCCGCCGCGCAUGCUCCUGCCGCGCAUGCUCCUAGCCCGCGCAUGCUCCUGCCGCGCAUGCCUCCUGCCCGCAUGCUCCUGCCGCGCAUGCUCCUGCCGCGCAUGCUCCUGCCGCGCAUGCUCCUGCCGCGCAUGCUCCUGCCGCGCAUGCUCCUGCGCGCAUGA